This is a messenger RNA of Sporothrix schenckii 1099-18, 2907 nucleotides long. RefSeq lists its product as uncharacterized. NCBI's taxonomy places the organism in Eukaryota, Fungi, Ascomycota, Sordariomycetes, Ophiostomatales, Ophiostomataceae. Bases 1 to 2907 code for a protein of 968 amino acids. Gene Ontology annotation, biological process: intracellular iron ion homeostasis; copper ion import; iron ion transport. The record is from RefSeq and is a predicted model, not a curated record. The transcript has a single exon. Gene Ontology annotation, molecular function: ferric-chelate reductase activity. Gene Ontology annotation, cellular component: plasma membrane.
AUGGCGGCACACCUGACUCCAGAUCCGCCGUCUCUGGCACGACGAAUAUACAUCCCGCUGACGCCGACGAGCCCGCCAGGCCUUGUCGAGGCCGAUACCGUCGAUCCGUGGAUCAAGUCGGGCAAGUAUGGCUUGGCCUUUACCUACUUCGCCGCGGCCCUGACCGCGAGCGUCCUCGUCGUCCGGCUCUGGCACUACUGGCAGGACAAGAUUCGCCAGGCCAUCUACAAACAGGAAGUUGAGGAGCACUACAAUCACCUGUACUUGGCCGACCCUGAAUGGGACCAGCCACCCGGUACAGCCGCAUCGAUAGCUGCUGCUGCUGCCGCUGCCAAUGCCAACGCCAACGCCGGUCACGGCAAUGCGACACCGCCGACGGCCUACACGAUCGGCCAUAACUCGAGUCGCCAUUUCUUCCCCGACGAGGUCAAGGCCGAAACCGCUUUCCGCCCAAAAGCGCACAUGUCCUCCAUCACCGUGGUCAACGAUGCCCUGGCCCUCUUCCGCUGGAUCUUCUACCGACCCAUCCCCGACCUCGUCAUCUUCAAGCACCGCUUCACCUUUUCCUCGCUUGCCGUCCUGACCUGCGGCUUCAUUGCGCUCGCCUUCACCACCCUCUACUGCUUCCUGCCACAACCCCUCUACUGGGACAGCAUCCAGUACGGCUCGCCGCCGCUGGCCAUUCGCUCGGGCAUGAUCGCCGUCGCCAUGACCCCCUGGAUCAUCGCCACCAGCACCAAGGCAAACAUUCUCACGCUCAUUACCGGCAUCGGCCCAGAGCGCCUCAACGUGCUGCACCGCUGGGCCGGCUACCUUUGCCUGUUCUUGUCGCUCGUGCACGCCAUCCCCUUUUACAUUCAGCCCGUCUGGGACGGCGGCGGCAUGGCCAUUUUCCAGUCCCUCUUCCCCGCCAACAGCUCUGUCAUUGUCUACGGCACCGGCAUCGCGUGCCUUGUACCGCUCAUCUGGCUCUGUGUCGCGUCGCUGCCCAUCAUCCGCCGCGUCGCCUACGAGGCGUUUGUCAUGCUGCACAUCCCCGUGGGCUUGCUGUACGUCGGCCUGCUGUUCUGGCACACCAAGAACUACUUGGGCUCGUGGGCAUACCUGUACACCACGCUGGGCAUAUUUGUCGUCUGCCAGGUCGUCCGCCUGCGCAACCUCAACUGGUCGCGCCCCUGGCGCAUCUCCUUUUUUGUCGGCGACGAGGCCGCAAUCACGCUCAUGACCGAAAACGCCAUCAAGAUCACCAUCCCGACCCAGAUGCGCUGGCGGCCCGGCCAGUACGUGUACCUGCGCAUGCCCGGCAUCUCGCUGUUCGACAACCACCCCUUCACCGUAUCGUCACUUUGCAGCGAAGAUUUCCCCUCCGCCUACGGCGACGCGUACCGGGAUUGUGUCCUCGUCUUCCGGCCGUAUGGCGGCUUCACGCGGCGCGUGCUCGAGACAGCCCUGGAUAAGGGGCCCUUCCACACCUACCGUGCCUUCCUCGACGGGCCCUACGGCGGCAUGCGCCGCGAGUUGGCGGCCUUUGACACGUGCAUUCUCAUCGCCGGCGGCUCGGGUAUCACGUCGCUCAUGUCCCAGCUGCUCAACCUCAUCAAGCGCAUGCGCGAUGGCAAGGCCAUCACCAAGAAGAUUGUCGUCGUCUGGGCGCUCAAGCGCCUCGAGGCCAUGGACUGGUUCCGCGAAGAGCUGCGCAUUUGCCGUGAGGCCGCGCCGCCCGAGUCUGUGACGUGCAAAUUCUUUGUCACCUCAGCCACCCGCGCCGAACACCGCAACCAAGCUCUGGGCCACCUGUUCGGCAACCCUGGUGAGGACGGCAACGGCAACGGCAUGGGCGCGCAUCACAACACGCGCGCACCACGUCCGCUCAGCAAUCUGUUCCAUGACCGUCUCGACGGCUUUGUCGCCGGCAUCGCCUCCAAGCGCAACUCGGCUCUCAUCGCGGCUGAGGCGCAGGGCGACCCAGAACGCGAGCGCGAGCUGCGCGCCGAGGACGAGGACCGCAUCACGGCACUGCCGCAGCAAAAGUACCUUCAGCCUUACCAGGUGCCGCCGCCGCCGCCGAACCCGCCACCAGCAAAACACAUGUCCAUGACGCCCGACGAGUCGCUGCGGCAGCUCGAGGGCCGUGGCAGCACCGACGUCAAGGACUACAAGGACAGCAAGUCGUUGGCAGCAGACACCUUAUCUGUCCCUCAGAGAGAUCAGAAGGACACAAAACAAAAACAAAAGAACCGCAUGAGCAUCAGCGGCCUGAGCACGCUCGUGUCGUCAACAGCGGCCUACACUGCUGAGGAGGAGGAGAGCAACUUUCACUUCACGCCGCACCCGCGCGCCGACGCGCCGCACUUUAACCUGGUGCCGCCGUCUGCCAUGCGGAAAGCUGCCGAGGCGGGCGAGGUCCAGUUGCACGACGGUGAACAGAAUGGUGGUGACGGCCUGCCAGAGCCCGGUCCGAACGGCGACCACACCGGUAUGCGCCCGCCUGAGCUGGCCCACCUGCGGACGGAUGUUGGUGGCAUCCAGCGGCGACCAGAUGCGGCCGCCGGCGCACGUCCUACCUCCACAUUCGGCCCGCCCUCUGGCUUCGACUUUGGCUUCGCCGAAACGCCCACCGAGUUCCAAAAGUCGCUCAUGCGCUUUGCCUUCCCCGUACCGCACCAGAUCGACGGCGGCUGGAGCGUCGAGUACGGCCGCCCGGAUCUGGGGUACAUGCUGCGCGAGUGGGCCACGGGCGGCAGCGACGGACGCGGCGUGCUCGGCCGCCGCACGGCCGUCUUUGUGUGCGGCCCGGCGAGCAUGCGUGUGGGCGUGGCCAAUACGGUGGCUCGUCUGCAGGCGGAGAUUUGGGGCGACGACAUGCUCGAGGAGAUCUUCCUGCACACGGAGAACUAUUCUCUGUAA